This is a messenger RNA of Camellia sinensis, 3345 nucleotides long. The record is from RefSeq and is a predicted model, not a curated record. NCBI's taxonomy places the organism in Eukaryota, Viridiplantae, Streptophyta, Magnoliopsida, Ericales, Theaceae.
AUGACUUUUAAAAUAGCUGCUUGGAAUAUUAGAGGGUUGAAUGACCCUUCUAAACAUAGAGAGUUAAAAAAUUUUGUGGUUAAAGAAGAAAUUAAAGUCAUGGGUAUUUUGGAGACCAAAAUAAAAGCUGUAAAUGAAAAGAAAAUUUUCUCUUCUUGUUUAAAGAAUUGGUCAUUUUUGUCAAACUCACAACCUAAUGAAACUGGUAGAAUUUGUGUUUUUUGGGACUCCAAUUUUUGUAUGGUCAACCAGCUAUCUGCCUCUGACCAACAUAUUUUUUGUGAGAUUACUGAUUUCACUCAGGCCUCUAGUUUCCUUGCCUGUUUUGUGUAUGCUGAUAAUAACUACUCUGUGAGAAGGGUUUUUUGUGAAACCAUGGUUCGUUUAUCCCAUUCUCAGUCCAAUUGUCCCAUUGCCUUUUUAGGGGAUUUUAAUGCUACCAGAUACAGUCAUGAGAAAUUUGGAGGCUCUCAGAUUUGGAACUCUUCGAAGGAGGAAUUUAAUUCUUAUAUUAUUGCCUUUGAGCUUGAUGAUUUGUCCUACUCUGGCUGCCAAUUUACUUGGGCUAACAAGAGGGAUUGUGGGGAGUAUAUUGCCAUUAAAAUUGAUAGAGUUUUGGUUAAUGAGUCUUGGCUGGAUAAUUUUCCCAACUCUACUGCUUUUUUUCUACCUUCCACAAUCUCUGACCACUCUCCUGUUGUAGUGGUUGUUUCUGAUGCUGUCACCUCUUACAAGAAACCUUUUAAGUUCUUUAAUUUCUGGUCCAAGCAUAAGGACUUUCUUUCUCUGGUUUCUAACGAGUGGAGUCAGUAUAUUCAGGGUGUUCCCAUGUUCAGAGUCUGUCAAAAGCUUAGAAAUUUGAAACCUGGGUUGAGAGACCUUAACAAGAAAGAUUUUAGUGACAUAUCUACUAGAGUCCUUGUUGCUAAGUCAGACCUUGAAUCUGUUCAAUAUAAAUUGGACAAGGAUCCGAGCAAUCUGAUUUUGCAAAAUCUUGAGAGAACUAACUACAGGCGCAUUAUGUGGAUUUAUGUGCUGUGGAGGAGAGUCUUGCCCAUCAAAAGUCCAGGGUUGAUUGGUUGGGUCUGGGGGAUAGGAACACCAAAUUCUUUUUUAGAUCUGUUAAGAGCAAUAUUAACAGAAGCUAGAGUCUCUGUGGAACAAUCUAUAAAGCUUGGUAAUCCUGUCUCCGAUCAAGAGAUCAAAGAUGUUGUUUGGUCCCUUAAGGCUAAUAAAGCCCCUGGCCCGGAUGGUUUUACGGGUAGUUUUUUUAAGGCCUCGUGGGACAUUGUUGGGAAGGAAGUUACUCAAGCAAUUAGAACCUUUUUCCAGUCUGGUAAACUUCUCUCUGAGGUUAACAGCACUAUUAUUGCUCUCAUUCCUAAGGUUCCUAAUCCUUUGAGAGUGGGUGACUUUAGGCCUAUUUCUUGUUGCAACACAAUCUAUAAGUGCAUAGCCAAGAUUAUUGCUAACAGAAUUAAGGCUGUCCUCCCUGAUUUGAUUGACCCUGUUCAAUCUGUUUUUGUGCAAGGUAGGAGGAUCUCUGAUAAUAUUUUUUUGUCCCAAGAGCUUAUGAGAGGUUAUCAUCGUCAGCCCGUUACUCCUAAAUGUGCUCUGAAAGUUGACAUUAUGAAAGCCUACGAUACUGUUAGAUGGGAGUUUAUUAUUGAUGUCCUAAAGGCCAUGGCCUUUCCACCCUCUAUGAUUUCCUGGAUUAAGGAUUGUAUCACUAGUCCAUCGUUUUCCAUAUGUAUCAAUGGGAGCCUUCAUGGCUAUUUCAAGGGCGCAAGAGGCCUUAGGCAGGGAGACCCUUUGUCUCCUUAUUUGUUUGUCUUGGCUAUGGAAAUCCUGGCUAGAAUCCUUGCCGAGAAAUCCAAGCAUCAUCUUUUUAAAUUCCAUUGGAGAUGUGAGAAGACUAAGAUUGUUAAUUUGUGCUUUGCUGAUGAUUUAAUAAUAUUCAGCAAAGGGGAUGCAUCUAUUGUUCAGAUGAUUAUGCAUGGGCUUGAGGAGUUCAAGAAUCUUUCGGGUCUUACUCCUAGUGCUGCCAAGAGUAACAUAUUUUUCUGCGAGUGUGACUCUAGUCUUAGGGAGGAAAUUCUCAAGAUUACAAAUUUCAAGGAAGGUACCCUCCCUGUCAAGUACUUGGGUGUUCCCUUAAUCACCACUAAGUUGAGAGCAUUAGAUUGCCAGCAGCUUAUUGAUAGGAUCACUAACCGUAUUAAGAGUUGGACCAAUAAGGCCCUCUCUUAUGCUGGUAGAGCUCAGCUUAUUCAAACCAUCCUGUUCUCCAUGCAAGUCUAUUGGUCCUCGUUGUUCAUCCUCCCUAAGAAGGUUGUUAGAGAAAUUGAAAAUUUACUUAGAGCCUUUCUUUGGUCCGGGGUUGAUCUGAAGAAGCAUAGUGCGAAAAUUGCUUGGGAUAAGGUUUGUGCUCCCAAGUCUGAAGGUGGUCUGGGUUUUAAAUCUCUGGAGGUUUGGAAUAGAGCUGCUAUUGCCAAACAUAUUUGGUUCCUUUUCUCGGGGGGUGAGAAGUCGAUGUGGUGCCAAUGGGUUAAAUCUUACUUACUCAAAGGCAAAAGUUUUUGGAAAGUCCCUGUUCCUAGUGACCCUUCUUGGGUCUGGAGGAAGAUUCUUUCUCUUAGGAAGUCUAUAUUUCCUCUCAUUGUCCACAAAAUUGGGAAUGGUAAUGCUACCUUUUUGUGGCAUGAUAAUUGGCAUCCGGUGGGCUCUAUUUGGGACAAAUUUGGGAAUAGGAUUAUCUAUGAUUCUGGUCUCUCUGGGGAGGCUAAAGUGAGCAAUAUUGUUAAUGGGGAUUCCUGGAACUGGCCUUUUCCCAACUCUUGGGAGAUGAGAGACCUUAUAUCGUUGACCCCCCCUUCUUUUAAACCCAGAUCUUCGAGUAAUGAUACUCCUAUUUGGACUCUUACUCAAGAUGGUAUAUUCUCCAUCCAAUCUGCUUGGAACCACUGGAGAGAUAAACAUGAUAAGGUUUGGGAUGCUAUUAAAGUUAAGUGUAAUGUAAAGUGGCCUGACAUUUUUUGGCCUGAUAUUGUUCAUGUUGCUAUGAAGGAGAGUCUGGGUAAAUCUUUGAGAGCCAUUACUACUAGACUGGCUCUGCUGUGUACUGUUUAUCAUGUUUGGAUUGAAAGAAAUAACAGAAUUUUUAAUAAGGAAAUGAAACCUGAAGAAGUUGUUAUCAAGUCAAUUGUUCAAAUGAUUAGAGGCAGGCUAAUGUCAUUAAACAAUUUGCCUAGAUAUGCAGGUGAUGAAUGGUUCUUAAAGCAAUGGAAUUUGACUGAUUCCAUUCUGAAGCCCCAUACUGUUCGUAUUGGGAGGGCUGCUGAGUGA